Molecule: messenger RNA, 8104 nt
Organism: Globicephala melas (long-finned pilot whale)
Lineage: Eukaryota; Metazoa; Chordata; Mammalia; Artiodactyla; Delphinidae
Gene: ZBTB21
Product: zinc finger and BTB domain containing 21
Biological process (GO): regulation of transcription by RNA polymerase II; negative regulation of DNA-templated transcription
Cellular component (GO): nucleus
Molecular function (GO): protein binding; DNA-binding transcription factor activity, RNA polymerase II-specific
Source: RefSeq, a predicted model, not a curated record
CCCGCCCCACCGGCCCUGGAGCCCCGCCUAGCGGCCGCCGGCGCAUCCAACCAUUGACCCGAGUGGACUGCUUGCCCCGCCUCGCCUCGCCUCCUGGCCGGCCCCCCGCAGACCCCCGGGAGGACCGGUCUCCCCGACUCUCCAGCGCUGGCCCCGAGCGUCUCUGCUGGAAUGCGGAGCGCCUCCCCCGCCUCUCGGGAAAGCCCCCGUCUGAAACCUGCGGCCGGAGGCGUAGGUUGCCGACCGGCCGCGCUGGAGACCCCCGCCCAGAGACCUCCGCGGGCCGGACUCCCCGAGAUCUUUUCUCGCCCAGACCGCUUACCUGGCGCGCGUUCACUGGCCCCCGUACGGGAGAGCAUGGCUGUGACCGCGGGAGCGCCCCUCGGUCCCGGCCCUCCACCCGGGUUGCUGCGCGCUCCGACCGCAGCGCCGCGCGGUUCUGGAGGACGCCGCUUCGGCAGCACCGUUCAGAGGGGUGACCGUAGAGACAGAAUGUGCUUCAUUCUCUGGAAAUAAAAGUUGCAAAGGAUAUGACCCCUGCCCUUGAGGAACCUGACCGUGUUCAUGGCAGGGCGUGUUAGGAACACCAGUCACGUUGGAUUAGGGCCCACCCUUAAGGCCUCAUUACAACCUACGGUCUCUUAGAAGACCCCGUCUCCACAUACGCUUACAUUCUGAGGUGCUGGGGGUUAGGACUUCGACCUAGGAAUCGCAGGGGACAGUCCAGCCCACGACCGAAGGCUUAAUGGAGGAAAUGGCCUUGAGCUGAGCUUUGAAGGGUGAGCCCGAGCAUGGAGGGGCUGCUGCACUACAUCAACCCAGCCCACGCCAUCUCUCUCCUGAGCGCCCUCAACGAGGAGCGCCUCAGAGGGCAGCUGUGCGACGUGCUCCUGAUCGUGGGGGACCAGAAGUUCCGCGCGCAUAAGAACGUCCUGGCCGCCAGCAGCGAGUACUUCCAGAGCUUGUUCACGAGUCAGGAGAACGGGUCACAGACUGUGUUCCAGCUGGACUUUUGUGAGCCAGAUGCUUUCGACAACGUGCUGAACUACAUCUAUUCUUCGUCUUUAUUUGUGGAGAAAGGCAGCCUUGCUGCUGUGCAGGAGCUAGGCUACAGCCUGGGCAUCUCCUUUCUGACCAACAUCGCUUCUAAGACGCCCCAGGCCCCCUUUCCAACGUGUCCCAACAGAAAGAAGCCCUUCACGGAAGACGAUGAGAACAGUUCUCAGAAGAGAAGCGUCAUCGUUUGUCAAAGUAGAAACGAGGCCCAGGGGAAAACCGUGAGUCAGAAUCCAGCCGACCUCAGCCACCCUCCUCGGCCCUCCCCCGGCAUCGCCGUCCAGGCCAACGCCAGUAAGGCCCCCGGUCCCAAGCCCACGGAGCCAGCGCACCACGUGGCAGCAGCUGAGAAGAGUCGGCCGAAAGAUGGCCCCGCGGGCCUCGCGAGGCCCCCCGAGCUCGCCGGGCCAUCGGAGGAGCCGAGCCGAGGCGGCCUGGCCAAGCGGGGCGCGGCGCCGCCUCCGAAGCCCCCGCAGGACCGGGGGGCCGCGGACGAGAGGCCGGGCGCCAGCACUCCGCUCCCCCGAGGCGUGGCCGUGGAGCUGGCACUGCGGAGCCCGCGGCCGCCCGUGCUGUCUCUGCGCGGCGCCCCGGAGACGCCCUUCCUGCUGAAGGAGGCGGGCCGGGGCGGCGGGCCGGGCGAGGACAGGAACCUGCUCUACUACUCCAGGCUGGGGCUGGUGAUCCCGGCCGGGGGGCCGGUGCCCGGGGGCCAGGGCGUGGACAGGAGCGGCCCGCUCGUCAAGAGCCUCCUCCGCCGCUCGCUGUCAAUGGACAGCCAGGUCCCCGUCUUCGCGCCCGCCGCCGACCUGCAGCCCCCGCAGGGCUCCUGCUCGGGCUCGGGCGACGCGGCGGGGAGCUCGCUCGGCGCCUUCUCUCAGGGGCCAUCCUCCAGGGACGCGAGCGAGGCGGCGGCCCCCGACGCCCGGGCCCCGGCCCCGCAGCCGCACCGCCUCCGGUCCUUCAGCGCGUCUCAGCCGGCGGAGCGGCCGGGGGCAGCCGCCGGGCCCGAGGUGCGGGUCAAGGCCGAGCCGCGCAGUCCCCCGGAGCCCGGCGACAUCAUCCGUGUCACAGUGGGGGACGCUGCGGCCACCACGAGGGACCUGGUCCCGCAGGCGGACGACGACCGGCAAGACGCAAGCCGACUCCCGGCCAAGAGGCGGUUCCAGGCGGACAGGAGGCUGCCGGCCAAGCAGCCGAAGGCCGAGGGCCGGGGCUCGCCGGGCGCGGGAGACCCCCGUGCGGAGCGUUCGAGCCCGCCUCUUCUCGAGGCCGACUUCCCGGGUUCUGACUUGAGCAAGGACGAAUUCGGCGAGCUGGAGGGUGCGAGACCAAACAAAAAAUUUAAAUGCAAACACUGCCUUAAGAUCUUUAGAUCCACGGCCGGCCUUCACCGGCACGUGAACAUGUACCACAACCCCGAGAAGCCCUACGCCUGCGACAUCUGUCACAAGCGCUUUCACACCAACUUCAAAGUGUGGACGCACUGCCAGACGCAGCACGGCAUCGUGAAGAACCCGUCCCCGGCCGCCAGCUCGCACGCCGUUUUGGACGAGAAAUUCCAGAGGAAGCUGAUCGACAUCGUGAGGGAGCGGGAGAUUAAGAAGGCCCUGAUCCUGAAGCUGCGGCGCGGCCGGCCCGGCUUCCAGGGCCCCGGCGGCUCCCCCGUGCAAGCCAUCAAGAGGAGCCUGCGGUCCCGGGCCAAGGGCGCGUACGUGUGCACGGCCUGCGGGAAGGCCUACCGCUUCCUCUCCCAGCUCAAGCAGCACGUGAAGAUGCACCCGGGAGAGAAGGCCCUCGGGGCCGGCAGGGCCACCAGGCCCAGGGAGCGCGCGGCGCCCGGGGGCCCGGCGGGCGGCGGCUCAGAGCUCUACCUGUGCCGCCUCUGUAACGCCAAGCUCUCUUCUCUUCUAGAGCAGGGGAGCCACGAGCGCCUGUGCCGCACGGCCACCGUGUGCCCCUACUGCAGCCUCAGGUUCUUCUCGCCCGAGCUCAAGCGCGAACACGAGGGCAAGUGCGAGUACCGCAAGCUGACCUGCCUGGAGUGCAUGCGCACCUUCAAGUCGGCCUUCAGUAUCUGGCGGCACCAGGUGGAGGUGCACAACCAGAACAGCAUGGCCCCGGCCGCAGGCGCCUCCCCGCCCCGGCCCGACCUCAACGGUGAGGCCAGCGGCCCGACCCGGCCACAGGCCCUGCCCGAACCCGGCCGGGCCGACGCCGCCACAGCUGCCGCCGCCGCCGCCACCGCCGCCGCCGAAGACGACCCCGCGGGCGGCCGCGGCCCCGAGCCCGUGAACUUCGACCCGGAAGACGCGCCCUGCCUCCCCGAAGACCUCAGCCUCUCCAGGCCGCUGAAGGUCCAGGUCAAAGAGGAGCCGGCGGAGGGGGCCGAGGAGGAGGCGCCCGAGCCCGGCGCGGCCCCCAAGGACCUGUGGCCAUGCGAGAAGUGCGGCAAGACCUUCCCGGCGCCCAAGCAGCUGGAGCGGCACCAGGAGCUGCUGUGCUCCGUGAAGCCCUUCAUCUGCCACGUCUGCAACAAGGCUUUCCGCACCAACUUCCGGCUCUGGAGUCACUUCCAGUCCCACAUGGCUCAGGCCGCCGAGGACCCGGCGCACAGGGAGCCCGAGGUGGGCCCGGGCCCCACUGGCUCCCCAUCGCCGCCCCCUCUGCCCCCGCCGCUGCCCAAGAUCCAGCCCCUGGAGCCCGACAGCCCCACGGGCUUGCCCGAGAACCCGGCUCCCAGCGCCGACAAGCUCUUCGCGGCUCGGGAGUCAGACACGCUCUUCUACCACGCGCCACCCCUCUCGGCGAUCACGUUUAAAAGACAGUUUAUGUGCAAGCUCUGCCAUAGGACAUUCAAGACGGCGUUCAGUCUCUGGAGCCACGAGCAAACCCACAGCUAAAAGGCCGCCCGCCUCGCUCUUGGGAGACCGGAGCCCCUCGCCGGAUUUCAGCCUGUGCCGUGAGCUGUGUCAUAAGGAACAAAACAUCUUUCCGAAAGGAGUAAUAAAGGUUGCGAACUGUCAUGCUUGAAUAUAAGUUUGAGGGAAACUGAUGUUAAUCAGCAAUGUCCUUACUCAACCUAGAAAAACUCCAAAACACCUUGUGCUUCUGGACCUACGGUCAUAGGAUGGCUUGACUUCGUUACUGUUGAAAUUUGUUUUUGGUCGUGUGCAUGGUUCCUCAUUCCAUGGUAUCAGUAUAAUCUUUUACUUGAGGUGGUUUGGGUUUUUUUUGUUUUUACUGAUUUGCAAUUAGUGAAACACUGUUCAAGUAUUUCUUCUUUUGAUUCUCUUAAGACGCCUAAGUUCUGGUUAAAUCUCAGCCGUGUUUGUAAGUCCAAAACGUAUCGGAUCGAAGUGGAGUAGUUUGCAGUAUUAAGAUCUUAGAAUACUUCAGCAAUAAAAAAUGAUAAACCUCAACUUUAAUAAGUUAUCCUGACACUUGAUAAAAAUAAAUAUUUGGUAUUUUGUGGUCAUUGAGAACUUUUUUUUGUAUGAAAAUUGUGAGAUAUAAAUCAGCAAUAGUAACACUUAGAUUUUUAUAAAAUAACAAAAACUUGCUCUUGGGUCAUUUCAUAUAAUUAGUGAUGGAAGACUUGGGAAAUGAAAACAUUAAGAUUUCUGGAAGCCCUCCACGUCGGUUUCCAAAGCUUCGGGAGUGGCGGGCAUGGUAAUCAAACGUGCUCCGUCACGGCUCUGAAUUCAGACCAGCAUCGAGGGGCUGUGCGUGUUUGCUUUCCUCUGGUUUGCGCUGUCACAAAUGGAAACUCUCAGUGUAUUGGGGACAGAGAACAAAGAUAGCAUAUGGCACAAAUUUUGAAUUUAACAACAUUAGUGUAACAAGGUCAGGACAUAUAUUUACAUAGAUCCCAAGCCUCCGGAGUGAGUACAGCUGCUCUAAAUCCCAAAUUACCGUUUACUCUCAGACACUUGAAGCAGAGGGAGAAGCCACACUGCAGUCUCCACAUGCUUUUCAAGAACAAUAUAUACAAUAAUCAGCUUUCCUGCCUCUCUGUCUUGUGAUUUCUGGUAGAAUUUUUUGGAGUUGAUGGUGGUAAGAUGUCCACAGUGAGACCAUUCUGCUUUAAGUCACUGCUUAAUAUUCCAUAAAUAUAUAUUAAAGUACUAUCAAGGGUCCAAAAUUAGUGUUUGCUACUUAUUUUGGCCCAUGGGGCUUGGGCUUCUUUUCUUUUUUAUUGUUUUGUGUAAGUUGUAAUUCAAAGCCUUUCGGUGGGUGUAAUCCAAAGUUCAGUGGGGCGUUUCAAAAGGAAAAGUUUAUUUCAUUGGCAGGGGUGGGGAGGCGAGCUGUAUAAAAGUAAAAAUAUUGUUGAAACCCCAAAAUUCUUUCAAGGUAAUGAUGGAUUAAGCCUCCAGGUUUAUUAAUUUUUUUGCAAGCUGUUCUUUCAGAUAAGAAAGUCAACUACUGUGACUAAGGAUUAAUCUGCUGAGUGCCUAAACUGGUGCUCUAGCAGCAGAGAAGUCUACUCACCAGUCUCGUAACCCGCAUUCCAUACCGACGGUAGGAAGGGGAUUCUUAUUUUUUAUUGAAACACAAGCAUUUUUAUAAAAUUUUAACUGACUUUGUACAUUGUAGAAAUUACAUACGAAAGUUUGCCUUUUAUUCUUUCAUUUGGAAACUAUCAAAAGUCCCCAACUAUGGUUACUUCCUAUUUUUGUUCUUAAAUUUGAUGGAGAAAGUAAAGUCAAAUCAAGUUGCAGUUAUUGAUUAUUGCCAUCUUUGUGUUGUCUUGAAGAAAUCUAUGCAUUUUAAAGACAAAACGAAAACUGAUUUUAUGUGAUGGAUUACUGUUCUUUGAAUUCACUGCCUGUAUAAUGUGGUAUUUCUUACUCUGAACGUCCUGGUAGCUAUCACUUCAAAACAAGCCGGUUUCCUUCAGAGUGAUCGUUACUUAUGGCUGUGGAAGGAUGGGUUGGUAAUUCCACGAUACAUGGGAUCCUGGCGUUGUAAAUUCAGGAUCCCAGGACUUGAACCUUUAUGCUACAUUUUUGAAGAUUUUUUAACAACGUUAAUGAAUAAAAAAUAUUUUUGAUCUAAAUAUAGGCUCUGCAUAUCUGUUAGAUUUUAAAAAUUGCCAGUGUUUGGUCUUGUUCACAUUUUUGUCUAGGCAAGGAGCAUAAGAUUUCAAAGAAAAUUUUGAACCAAAAACAUUUGUAAUGCAGUUCUGGUUUUUCUAUUACUUUUUAUACUGUACCUUAAAAGCAUCAGGCUGAAAGAGUUUAUUUUGGUGGUCAAAAAAUAGGCUUCCACUCAUUUAACUAUUUUAAAUGUUAAGAUGUAAAAUAAUGAAAGACACAUAAAUUGCUUUAUUCAGUAAAGUUUUGUUUAAGAAUGUUUAUCUCAGCCAGUAGGCAAAUACUGGGUAUAAGACAAGUUGGCCUUUUCUUGCUGAAACACGUUAGCUAGUAAAGAUACUCUUGAAGAUGUUUUUUCCUGAUUGUAAUUAAUUUUUGAGAAUGUAAAAAGCUCUUUAUUCCUUGUAAGUAUUCAGGAUGCCUGCUUUUUUAUGCAAUUGUGGAAAGAAUGUCAGAUGUUUUAAUAUAUUCUUUGUUAAUCGGAAAACUUGUUAUUGAAUCGUUUUCUUCAUUUGGGGGAGGGAGGAACACCACAGAAAGUGUGUUUUUAUCCAAGUAAGCAAUGGAGGUAACAAAUCGUGUGCAUUUUUUACAGGUAAAAUAUCUAAAGAGUAAUAGAAUAUUCACCUUUAAAACUAGUUGCGGUUAGUAUGCGUUUAUAAUUUUGUCAAAAUAUACAGCUGACAGUUCGACAGUGAUGUUGUCUGCAUUCGUAGGGAGGUGGAUGUGGCUCCUGGUUUUCUGUUUGGGAACAGAUCAUCAUGGCCUUCUCUUUAAAAAUAUGCCCCAGCACUUAAUCUCCGUGAUAGUCUGAUCCACACACAGCACCGAUUGGUGCUAAGAGUAGAAACUGAGACAAGAAUAAAAUGUGCCCUUUGGUGGAGAAAAGAGGUGUAAUCAGGCCAGCCGGACGGUCGGAUGAGGGAGGGACAGGAAUGGACUGAUCCAAGUCGGCCUUUGUUCCCUCAAACUGUGUGUGUGUGUGUGUGUGUGUGUGUGUGUGUAGGGAUGUGUGUGUGUGUAGGGAUGUGUGUGUGUGUAGGGAUGUGUGUGUGUACAGCCAAAAUCUGGAACUUUAGGAAGUAAAGUUAUUUUCAUUUUCUUACUGCAAAACUAAUGUCAUUCGUAACAGGUUUCUUUAUAAGUUGCACUAAUUAAUAUUGGAAUGUUACGAGUCAGUUUAUCAAUUUCUGAUGUGUCUGAUUUUUUUUGCAAUAAUUGUGAAAAGCAUUAUUGAUUUAAAUAAUGCUAGCACAUACUCUUUAAUAAGUUCUUUAACACUGGCUUUUUUUUUUAAGUUUUACAAGUAGGUUUUUCUCUUGUGGCUUUAGCACUUUAAGGAGCUUGACGUUCGCAUAGUUUUUGGUGUGCCCACUCAGCGCUUCCCGGCUGUGUGCACUAGGGUGCCCCGUUGCCACGUGACCGGGGAGAAAACUCACUGUCCGUGUUUAGAUUCUGGAAGAGAAAAAAUGAGUCAAUGUCAGGUUUUUAAAAAAUUCCAUUUAGAGACAGUCGUUUGGGAACCAAAGUAUUUUACUGUAAGUCUUUAAAACAGUUGAGUUCAGUGCUCUUUAGUCAUUUAUUAGUGCUGUCCAGAUUUUCCGCAAAGUUAUACUUGGUUAAUACUAAUUCUCAAAAGGUGAUAAUUUCUUAUCGACAUUAAUCCAAGGCAGUUUCAAAAUUUUCGUUGGAUGAAUGCUUAUUGCUAAAAGAAAAACACACGUGGCCGCUUUAUAACUGUGCGUAUUUCGUUGUCAUUACGCCUCAGCAGAGAAAUCAUUGUUCAAUUUUAUUUAGGAAUAAGCGUUUUUGGACUGAAAACUCAUAGUAAAAUAGGACUUGUACCUAAUGUUAAGCCAUUGCUUAUUUGUAUCCAAUUAUCUGUUUACUUUGCUUAAAUCUUGACUAAGGUUGAUUGGAGUCAAUAAAUUUGUACUGUAUUUUGUUUUGAA